Molecule: messenger RNA, 1995 nt
Organism: Cornus florida
Lineage: Eukaryota; Viridiplantae; Streptophyta; Magnoliopsida; Cornales; Cornaceae
Product: shikimate O-hydroxycinnamoyltransferase
Exons: 4
Coding region: 418-1722 (434 amino acids)
Molecular function (GO): acyltransferase activity, transferring groups other than amino-acyl groups
Source: RefSeq, a predicted model, not a curated record
UUUUAAUUGAAGCCACCAUUUUAUUGGUUGUAGGAGUAAAUUUUUUUUUUUUUUUUUUUCCUCCUCUCUUUAACGUCUUGUUUGGGUGAAGUAGGCUUCUGGUGGUAUUCUUUUAAUUAGUAUUUGGUCGUCCUGAUUAGGCGCGGUAGGUGAGUGUCCCCAAAUAAUGUAAGCUCUCGUUUUUAAAUAUAUUCCCAAAUCUCUCAACUCAUUUCAACCAAAUCAAUACCAAAGGCUUCAAACACCCAAUCAAGUCAAGUCAUUCCACACAUUCUUUCUCUUCUGCAUUUUCCAGUUUUCGUCUCUAAUUGGGGCAAAAACCCCUCAGCCGGCGCAAGUUAGCAUAACAGGGAGGCGCAAGUUAGCAUAAGAGGGAAGGUUAGCAGGACAAGGGGCGCGCAGGUUAGCAAGGGGAAGAUGAGGAUCGUGGUGAGGGAGUCGACUAUGGUGCGCCCGGCGGAGGAGACGCCGAGGCAGGGGCUCUGGAACUCGAACGUGGACCUGGUGGUGCCCAACUUCCACACCCCGAGCGUAUACUUCUACCGGCCCACCGCCGCCGCCGACUUCUUCGAUGCCACAGUCCUCAAGCACGCACUCGCCCGAGCUCUCGUGCCAUUCUACCCCAUGGCCGGGCGGCUCAGGCGGGACGAGGACGGCCGAAUCGAGAUCGAUUGCCAAGGCCAGGGCGUGCUCUUCGUCGAGGCCGAGACGGACUCUGUUGUCGACGAUUUCGGUGACUUCGCACCCACCUUGGAGCUCCGGCAGCUCAUUCCGGCCGUUGAUUAUUCCGCUGGGAUAUCCUCCUAUGCUCUUCUUGUCUUGCAGGUCACAUAUUUCAAAUGUGGUGGAGUGUCACUUGGCGUUGGCAUGCAACAUCAUGUAGCAGAUGGAGCUUCUGGUCUCCAUUUCAUCAACACAUGGUCUGAUAUGGCUCGUGGUCUUGACCUCACAAUCCCGCCGUUCAUUGACCGGACCCUACUUCGCGCCCGAGACCCCCCCCAGCCUGUAUUCAAACACGUUGAAUACCAGCCCCCUCCUGCCAUGAUAGCCCCUCCGCAUACCACAAAAUCUCAAUUGGUGCCUGAGGCAACUGUUUCCAUUUUCAAAUUAACCCGGGAGCAAAUCAGCACUCUCAAAGCCAAGUCAAAGGAAGAUGGGAACACGGUUAACUAUAGCUCAUACGAAAUGCUUUCUGGACACGUGUGGCGCUGCACGUGCAAGGCACGUGGACUUACAGAAGAUCAAGAAACCAAGUUGUACAUUGCAACAGAUGGACGUGCCAGACUCCGACCCGCUCUCCCACCAGGCUACUUUGGCAAUGUGAUUUUUACUACCACUCCUACAGCUGUAGCCGGUGAUCUUCAAUCAAAGCCCCUCUGGUAUUCUGCAAGUAGAAUUCAUGAUGCAUUGGCGCGGAUGGACGACAAUUACCUAAGGUCUGCUCUUGAUUACUUGGAAUUGCAGCCUGAUCUAAAAGCCCUUGUCCGUGGGGCUCAUACCUUUAGGUGCCCAAAUCUUGGGAUAACCAGCUGGGUUAGGCUGCCCAUCCACGAUGCGGAUUUUGGCUGGGGCCGACCAAUUUUCAUGGGACCUGGUGGGAUUGCAUAUGAAGGGUUGGCAUUUAUGUUACCAAGUCCUACUAAUGAUGGGAGCUUAUCAGUUGCAAUUUCACUGCAAACAGAACACAUGAAGCUCUUUGAGAAGUUCUUGUAUGAGAUUUAAAGAAACAAACAGUCUGACCAAUUCGUUCGUGCUGGUUAUAUCAAGCUUGUUAAUUUGGGAAUGGCAAAAAAAUUUCCUUGGUGAUGUUCUUUCAUAGUUUUUUGUUCCGCACAUUGUUUAUGUAAUGAAGCAAAACUCUUAUCUGGGUUGUGAAAUGUGAUCUUAUGUCUUCAACCGCAAAAAAGCCAUGCAAUAGUGCAUGAGAGGAACAUGAGAGCAUUGUACCACCAGAAUGAAAUUGAAUUAGAAUAAGAGUAAUGUUGUUUAAUCUUA